Messenger RNA from Sphaeramia orbicularis (orbiculate cardinalfish), 1958 nucleotides. Its product is annotated as zinc finger protein 771-like. Bases 57 to 1472 code for a protein of 471 amino acids. Lineage: Eukaryota; Metazoa; Chordata; Actinopteri; Kurtiformes; Apogonidae. Gene Ontology annotation, molecular function: DNA-binding transcription activator activity, RNA polymerase II-specific; RNA polymerase II cis-regulatory region sequence-specific DNA binding. The record is from RefSeq and is a predicted model, not a curated record. Gene Ontology annotation, biological process: regulation of transcription by RNA polymerase II. Gene Ontology annotation, cellular component: nucleus. The transcript is spliced from 2 exons.
GGUUUGGAGGCUUCGUGUUGUGCCCCGGUGUGUUCCCCGCGGAGAAAAGGUUGAAAAUGCCCACAGUCCAGAUGUUGAGAGCGGCGGUGGAGCAGAGUCUAAGUGCGGCCGCGGAGGACAUAUUUAAACUGUUAGAGAGAACCGUAACAGAGUACGAGGACCAAGUUCGUCAUUUAAAACAGGAGAACGAACUUAAACAGAAACUACUGGACGCUGCUUGGAACCCACGGGUUCUGAUCAACGCUGGAGUAGGUGUUCAUCAGCUGUUGGUCGUUAAGGAAGGGGUUUCCAUUCUGAAGGAGGGGGUUCCCAGUGUGGACCAAGGGGAUGCUAAGUCGCCCUACAUUAAAGAGGAAUAUGAGGUAGUGGAGGUCAAACAGGAGGAAGAGCAGUUUCAGGGGCUGGAGGAGGCUGAUAUGAUCGAGCUCCCAUCUCCUACUGUAACAGUGAAGAAUGAAGAUGAUGAUGAAGAGAAACCUCAGUCCUCAGAGCUUCAUCAAAGACAAAGUGAAGAGGACAGAGAGGAGACCGAUGGAGAGGACUGUGGAGGAUCAGAGGCAGCGGGUAGCCUCCAUCCACACAGACAGUUGGAAACACAGACUGAUGACCAGACCGAGGACUCCUCUGACCGGGACACUGAUGACGACUGGACACCCAACAGGGAGUCUGAGUCACAUGUAAAAAAAGUAACAAAGCCUCCGUCCAGCAUAAACAAUAAUGACCUCACAGGAUCUAAAACAAAACCACAUGCAUACAUACAUAUAUAUGAGACACCACACAAUAGCGAAGCUUUAUUGUGUUCAGUUUGUGGUGCAGGAUUUACUUCUAAGCUAGACUUGGAUAAUCACAUGAAAUUCCACACAGAAGAAAAUCCAUUUCUUUGUUCAGUUUGUUGUGAAAGAUUUCCACGAAAGUCAGCCUUAAAACAUCACAUGAAAGUCCACUCAGGUGGAAAAGUCAAGUGCUUGGUUUGCAAGAAAGGUUUUCAGGAUCGUACUCAUCUUAGAAGACAUAUGACAAGGCACACAGGAGAGAAACCUUUCGAAUGUUUAGACUGUGGUCGUCGAUUUGCUCAGAAGUCAACCUUGGUUCAACACAAGAGACUCCACACAGGAGAACGACCAUUUUCUUGUUCAGAAUGUGGUGCGUCAUUUUCUCAUAGGUCAAACAUGCGUAGUCACGUCAAAGUCCAUGCAAGAGAGAAGUCUUUCAACAAGCAGGUUGGUGAUAGUGUUGUGAAAGCAACUGACAAAGGAGAAAAACAGUUUGAAUGUUCACUAUGUGGGUUUGCAUUUGCUCGCAAGUCCAACUUAACUCGUCACAUGAGUGUCCACACUGGAGCAAAACCCUUCAGCUGCUCAGUUUGUAAGAGAUUUUUUGCACAUAAACGUCAUGCUCAAAGACACAUGUCAGUCCAUCUAAAACGGAAACGGGCAAAUCCUGCCAAGCAGACGGACGACUUUUCUGACUAAGUGGAGGGAAAAGAAGGAAAAAUCGCACAGGAACAUGUACAUACUCCCACAUGUCUACUCUUGACUGAUUUGUGUGAAUUUUCAAUAUGCAAUUUAUGUGUGUCUGUGCCUUAUGUUCCCCAAUUUUAAUUAUUGUGUAGAAAUCUUGGGUAAUACUUACAAAACCAACCUACAACCAUUAUGCACGCUUCAAAAGAGAGCAAUAUGGAUAAUAAACAAUACAGGACAUCUGGAACAUACAAAUAAACUAUUCUUACUCUCACAUACACUCAAAGGAUUUGGUGGAAAUUAAAAUAGCACAAAUAUUAUACAAAGUCACAAAUAAAUUACCUCCAAGUAACAUACAGAAAUUAUUCACAGAUAGAGAGGGUGGUUAUGACUACAAACUAAAUAUGAAAACAUUUCGCUAGAACAAAUCUUAAAAAGAUGUGCAUUUCAUGUUGUUAAUUGGUUUUGUGCAUUUGAAUGGAACUAAAAAUCAAACUG